GUUUGCCCCAAUCCCGCUCUAGAGCGAGCGGCAGCGCUACCACUCUCGGGACCGGAGGGGGCGUCCGCCCCCCGGAUGUGACAACGCGGUGACGCGCAAAAGGAGAGGAGGCGGCCAUGGAGGGACCUGGCUACCGGGUUGUGUUUGAGAAAGGCGGCGUGUACCUGCACACCAGUGCCAAGAAACACCAGGACGCGGACUCGCUCAUCGCCGGCGUCAUCCGGGUCGUGGAGAAGGACAAUGACGUCCUUCUGCACUGGGCCCCCGUAGAGGAGGCUGGCGGUUCUACCCAAAUUCUCUUCUCCAAGAAGGACUCCAGCGGAGGUGACUCCUGCCCGUCUGAGGAAGAGCCGACCUUUGACCCUGGCUAUGAACCUGACUGGGCGGUCAUCAGUACCGUGCGGCCACGGCCCCGCCACUCGGAGCCCACGAAAGGUGCAGAGCCCAGCUCCCCACAGGGCUCCUGGGCCUUCUCGGUGAGCCUGGGGGAGCUCAAAUCCAUCCGCCGUUCCAAGCCAGGCCUGAACUGGGCCUACCUGGUCCUGGUGACCCAGGCCGGAGGCUCCCUGCCCGCCCUGCACUUCCACUCUGGGGGCACCCGUGCCCUGCUCCGAGUCCUCAGCCGCUACCUGCUGUUGGCCAGCUCGCCCCAGGAUUCCCGCCUCUACCUUGUCUUCCCCCACGACUCCUCUGCUCUCUCCAAUUCCUUUCACCACCUCCAGCUCUUUGACCAGGACAGUUCCAACGUGGUAUCGCGCUUUCUCCAGGAUCCCUACUCCACAACCUUCAGCAGCUUCUCCCGGGUAACCAACUUUUUCCGGGGAGCCCUGCAGCCACACCUGGAGGGGGCCUCCUCCGACCUCCCCCCACCUCCAGAUGAUGAACCAGAGCCUGGGUUCGAGGUCAUCUCCUGUGUGGAGCUGGGGCCUCGGCCAGCCGUGGAACGGGGCCCGCCAGUCACCGAGGAGGAGUGGGCCCAGCACGUGGGUCCCGAGGGCCGACUGCAGCAGGUUCCCGAGCUGAAGGCCCGGAUCUUCUCAGGGGGUCUAAGCCCCAGCCUAAGGCGAGAAGCCUGGAAGUUGCUCCUGGGGUACCUCAGCUGGGGGGGCUCUGCCGAGGAGCACAAGGCCCAUGUGCGCCAGAAAACGGACGAGUACUUCCGCAUGAAGCUGCAGUGGAAGUCCGUGAGCCCCGAGCAGGAGCGGAGGAACUCCCUGCUGCGUGGCUACCGCAGCCUCAUCGAGCGCGACGUGAGCCGCACUGACCGGAACAACAGAUUCUACGAGGGCCCUGAGAACCCCGGGCUGGGCCUGCUGAACGACAUCCUCCUCACCUACUGCAUGUACCACUUCGACCUGGGCUAUGUCCAGGGCAUGAGCGACCUCCUCUCCCCAAUCCUCUACGUCACCCAGAGCGAAGUGGACGCCUUCUGGUGCUUCUGUGGCUACAUGGAGCUGGUGCACGGGAACUUUGAAGAGAGUCAGGAGACCAUGAAGCGACAACUCGGGCAACUGCUGCUGCUCCUGAGGGUGCUGGACCCAUCUCUGUGUGACUUCCUGGACUCCCAGGACUCCGGCUCCCUCUGCUUCUGCUUCCGGUGGCUGCUCAUCUGGUUCAAGAGGGAGUUCCCUUUCCCAGACGUCCUGCGGCUGUGGGAGGUGCUGUGGACAGGGCUCCCCGGGCCCAACCUGCACCUGCUGGUGGCCUGUGCCAUCCUGGACAUGGAGCGGGACACCCUCAUGCUGUCCGGCUUCGGCUCCAAUGAGAUUCUCAAGCACAUCAACGAGCUGACCAUGAAGCUGAGCGUGGAGGACGUGCUCACGCGGGCUGAGGCCCUCUACAGGCAGCUGACCGCCUGCCCGGAGCUGCCCCACAACGUGCAGGAAGUCCUGGGCCUGGCGGCGCCCGCAGAGCUGCACAGCCCCUCGCCCCCCGCCUCCCCGCUGCCACUGUCGCCCGCCCGCUCCCUGCCAGAUGUGGCGCCCGGCGCAGACUCUGUCCCGCAGCCCGACAGCAGCUUGGAGAUCCUGCCUGAGGACGAGGCCGACACCUAGCCGCCCAGCACCGGCUCCCGCCCAGCACCGGCACUUUACCCCUUCCCUCCGCCGCAAGGCCCCGCCCACCAGGGGCAGGGCUACACGGAGGGGCGGGGCUUCCUGUCGUGCGUCCCGCCACCUGCAGCCCAGCCGCCCUCCUGAUUGGUUUAUUAAACUGACACGUCUCUUGA
Messenger RNA from Echinops telfairi (small Madagascar hedgehog), 2227 nucleotides. RefSeq names its product TBC1 domain family member 17 (gene TBC1D17). Gene Ontology annotation, molecular function: GTPase activator activity. The transcript has 17 exons. Gene Ontology annotation, biological process: activation of GTPase activity. The record is from RefSeq and is a predicted model, not a curated record. NCBI's taxonomy places the organism in Eukaryota, Metazoa, Chordata, Mammalia, Afrosoricida, Tenrecidae. Bases 117 to 2054 code for a protein of 645 amino acids.